Maudiozyma barnettii is the source of this 786-nucleotide messenger RNA. RefSeq names its product NAD(P)H-dependent oxidoreductase. The transcript has a single exon. Gene Ontology annotation, cellular component: cytosol. Lineage: Eukaryota; Fungi; Ascomycota; Saccharomycetes; Saccharomycetales; Saccharomycetaceae. The coding region runs from base 1 to 786 and encodes 261 amino acids. Gene Ontology annotation, molecular function: NAD(P)H dehydrogenase (quinone) activity. The record is from RefSeq and is a predicted model, not a curated record.
AUGAAGGUCCUAGUUGUUUUCGCUCACCCAGAAGAAAAAUCCUUUAACAAGUCCCUGUUAGACACUUACGUUGAACACUUAGAAGCUCAGGGCAAUGAAGUUAAAGUAUCUGAUCUUUACAAAGAAAAUUUUAAGGCUGUAGUUGACAGGGAUGACUUUUUGAAUUUAGAAAAAGACGCCAGACUAAAACCAGCCUAUGACUCAUAUGCUGCUUUCGCUGCUAAACAAUUGACUCCUGAUGUCAUCGCAGAAAUGGAUAAGCUUAUUUGGGCAGACACUAUUGUUUUCCACUUCCCAUUAUGGUGGUUCGGUAUGCCAGCCAUUCUAAAGGGGUGGGUUGAUCGUGUCUUUGCCUGUGGUUUCGCUUAUGGCUUUGGUGAAUAUUCUGACACUCAUUUUGGUGACAGAUAUGGUGAAGGUACCUUCACCGGUAAGAAGGCCUUCGUUGUCACUACUUGUGGUGGGUCUAAGGAACAAUACUCAGACAGAGGUAUUAAUGGACCAAUUGAAAACGUUUUAUUUACCAUUAACCACGGUCUAUUCUUUUACACAGGUUGUGAAGUAUUCCCACCAGUAGUCAUCUACAGAACGGACGGUAGAAGGGAAGAAGGCUUUCAAGAAGCUGUUGAUUUGGUUAAAGAACGUUUUGACAAUUUUGAUAGUGUCAAGUCUAUUAACUACAGAAAGCAAAACUUUGGUGAUUAUGAAAUUCCAUCAUUAAGAUUAAAAGAGGGUUUGGAACAACCAAAUGAAUCAGGUUAUGAUAUGCAUAUCACGAAGAACUGA